AUGUUCAAGCGCCUUUCCAUCACCGCAAGCCGAGACUUUAUGCAAAAUUCCCACGACUACUCUUCCCUCCUCAUACUCAUCAGGAUGCGCGGUCUACGAUUGCUCCGCUCCAUUUUGAAGGCAGAGGAACCCGGGCACGGAUUGCGCUAUUCCGACAAUGAACGAGAAGGACCUGAGAGCAAUGGCCGCCGGUUCAUGGAACUUGUGCACGGCGAGUUCACUCACGUGAAGGAGGUCACGGUCGAAGGUUCUACGGCCGUCGAUUACACUACGGGCGACGGUGUAGCUCUUCCGCGGGUGAUGUCCGCACUGGGGGAGAGGAUCAAGGGCUGGGAAGUGCCGAAAUUGAUGGUGCAGAUAUUUUGGGGGGGGGGGUUCACGGGGCGAUACGGAAGGUUUUGA
Letharia lupina is the source of this 402-nucleotide messenger RNA. RefSeq lists its product as uncharacterized. The record is from RefSeq and is a predicted model, not a curated record. Bases 1 to 402 code for a protein of 133 amino acids. The transcript has a single exon. Lineage: Eukaryota; Fungi; Ascomycota; Lecanoromycetes; Lecanorales; Parmeliaceae.